This is a messenger RNA of Leishmania mexicana MHOM/GT/2001/U1103, 1131 nucleotides long. RefSeq lists its product as hypothetical. Gene Ontology annotation, molecular function: corrinoid adenosyltransferase activity. The record is from RefSeq and is a predicted model, not a curated record. The transcript has a single exon. NCBI's taxonomy places the organism in Eukaryota, Euglenozoa, Kinetoplastea, Trypanosomatida, Trypanosomatidae. The coding region runs from base 1 to 1131 and encodes 376 amino acids.
AUGGGGAGUGCCGGGACGCGUUGCACUCCUCGAGUUACUGCUACUGUGCUGGCUGUCAUGGCCUUGUCGGCUCUGGUGUACACUACGGCGCGACGCGGUGUACCACGCGUCAUGGGCGGCCGUUUCUUUUCCUGGGGCGCAUGCGCCUCCCCGAUUGUCACUAUCGAUCCAGUUGUUGCAGAAGAAAACUCCAUCGAGAGGAGGCUGCCACCUGAGAUCAAGGCCUUACAUGCACAGGCGGUGACGAACGGCGAGGACACGUACAUUGAUCUGCGCACGGGCUUCACUGUCUUUACCCGCCUUGGGCUGAUGCGAAACAUGAAGUGCUGCGGGAACCGGUGCCGCCACUGUCCUUUUGGCCACGUAAAUGUCCAAUCCAAGCGCUUGGCGACAACCGAAGCAGAGGGUCCUGUCGGGGCCACGUCCGCCGCCUCCGCGGCCACUAGUGUGGAUGCGUCUUCCACCACCCCCACGGCAGUCUCAAAGGAUGGGAAAGAGGUAGCUGGUGGUGAGGUGCCCAAGCGCAGUAUGGUCUACACCAAGACAGGGGACAAUGGUGCAUCUGCCCUGUUCACUGGCGAGCGCCGAAGGAAAGCAGACGUCGUGUUCGAAGCUCUUGGUUCGAUCGACGAGCUGAGCAGCCACGUGGGGCUCGCCAGGGCGAUGCUACGCAGCGCCGCGGCGAGGCAUGAGCACGAUGAGGCGAUGAUGUGCAUGCUGGCGGAAAUCCAGCAGGAGCUGCUGAACGCCGGCACGGUUGUGGCAACGCCAACGGCGAAAAACCUUGAGGACGAAACUGCAAAGCACAUGACUGAGAUUCUCGACGGAUACCGCUUUGCCGAAAAGACGGAAGAGCUAGCGAAAAGCAUCGACAUCAUUGACAACCGCCUCGCUCCGUUGCGCGUUUUCAUUCUUCCUGGCGGUGGUAACGUGGCCUCUGCCCAGCUGCAUGUGUGCCGCACCACUUGCCGACGUGCGGAGCGGCGCAUGGUCACGUUGGGCGACUUGUACGGCGCGACCUACACGGAUCACUUGCGCCAAGCCACUGUGUACAUGAAUCGGCUCAGCGAUUUUUUUUUUGUAGCCGCCCGCAGCGUUGCGGAGGAGGACAUUGUGCGGAAGUACGACUGA